Messenger RNA from Rhopilema esculentum, 1722 nucleotides. RefSeq names its product ribosome biogenesis regulatory protein homolog. The record is from RefSeq and is a predicted model, not a curated record. Gene Ontology annotation, biological process: ribosome biogenesis. Gene Ontology annotation, molecular function: protein binding. Gene Ontology annotation, cellular component: nucleus. NCBI's taxonomy places the organism in Eukaryota, Metazoa, Cnidaria, Scyphozoa, Rhizostomeae, Rhizostomatidae.
AAAAAGAGGCCCAGUCAAGCAAGGAAAGAUGGCGGACAGUCAACGUGAACAACGUGAAUCGCAAGCAACGGUGAACACCGUAUUGACAAAUGUUGAAAAGGAACAAUCAAGUUAUAAAUCAAUCGAUGUGUUUAAAGAAGUAGAACCGAUAAUUGAUACAGGAAAUCUACUUUUAUCGGAUCAGCAGCCAGUUUCUGCCAUUCAGUUAAAAUCAAACCAAAGAGGAUACCUGGAAGAUUUGGCACGUGACAAUGCACAGCUACUUUUUAAUGAAAUUUGGAAGCUUCCAGUGGAGAGAUAUGAAGAUGCUAUUGUGGCAAAGAUACCAAAGCCAAUAACAGUCUUACCUAGGGAGAAACCUAUACCAAAGGCUAAACCACCAACAAAAUGGGAAAUAUUUGCAAAGAAAAAGGGAAUUCAGAACAAAAAACGAGAGCGAAUGGUGUGGGAUGAGGUCGCCAAGGAAUGGAAGCCUCGCUUUGGUCACAAACGCGUCAACGAUGUGUCGGAUAAAUGGCUAGUCGAAAUUCCAGACCAAGCGGACCCAUACGAAGACCAAUUCGAAAAACUGACUAAAGAGAAAAAGGAAAAAGUGGCCAAAAAUGAACUACAAAGACUACGUAACAUUGCUAGAAAUAAAAAAGGUGGAAAAAUUCUCAGUACGGAACUGAAGCCAACCAGUAGAAAAGAUGAAGAGAGAAUUUCAAAAGAAAUGGAUGUAACAAGAACUUCCACGGCCUCCAUUGGGAAAUUCCAACGUAGAUUACCCAAAGAAAAAAUCAAGGAAGGUAAAGGUGUAAAAAGAAAGUUCGAAGGGGUUUCUGGCAAUACAUCUACAGAAAGGCAAAAAGCACUUGAUAUUUGGAGCAAAUUACAUAAGCCAGAUAUAAUGGACUCAAACAAGGCAGCCAACCGAAUGAUUGCGCAACAGGAAAUGGGGUAUUCUGCCUCUAAAACCAAGGGGAAACGAGGCCCAGGCAGUAAAGUGAAGAAUCGAGUUUUUAAACGAAGUGGUGCAAAAGCUGGAAAUGCAAAUAAGAAACGUGGUGGAAAGGGAGCCAAGAAGUGAAAUGUAAUUCCUGGCAAUAGAAUGUGUUACUUCCUUUUUUAAAAAUUAACGAUGUGGAAACGAAGACGAGAUUUAACUGUACUUGAAGGGCAAAACUUUUCGAUAGAAAGAUUGCUCAUUUUCUUCGUUUUUGCUCAUUCUCUUCGUUUUUGUUCAUUUUCUAGUGAUUUAUCUCACAGAGGUUCGGUCCUCAACCCUUUAAACACUUUGCAUUUACAUUUUGUGUUCCAAGCAUUUACUUUAACCGCCUCCCCCAACUUUUAAUCCCCCCCCAUCCAACUUUUGACCUGACUUUAGCGGAAAGAGCGAUGCUAGAUUUACGAGCAAUUUGUUCUCCAAAAUAGGCAUGCGCAGAUUAGAGGAUAAAUGAGAAGAUAACAGCUUGUGUGAAAUUUUGCUCGAGCGCUGGUUUUUUGCUCGAGCGCCAGUUUUUAACAUUUUUCUAGCACAAAACGAAACGCUUUGAACUUGCCUCUUCUAGAGCGGUUCUUCUUCUUAAGGCUUUCCAAAGCCCCAAAAGCAUUUCAUGUAGUAUCUUUGAAAUUUAUCAGCAAGUUUUUGAAUUUUCUAAGCUUUUCAGCAGUGCUAUAGAUAUUUUGCUAAAUAAAAAGUGUAGCCUAAUACUUUGGCAUUUAUAAGUAAGCUCAUCGUUA